CAUCGGUGCUGAAUACUGGUGUUAUGCCGUCGAUGAUGACGAUGGUGAUGAUGAUGAUGAGGAGGAGGAUGAGGAUGAGGAUGAUGAGGAUGAGGAUGAUGAUGAUGACGAUCUGACUCACUGUCUCCCAAAGUCUUGCUCUCAUCAACGAUCGUAUGGAGUGACCAAGAGAAAACGAGGGUUCAGUAGCACUGUAGAUCACGACCAAAAGCUCGCAGGGUUCGGGGCCUACGUAGUGCGGUACCAUCAGCCUCAUGUACUCAAGUUUGCAUUGGCGGAAUUGGAGCUGAAUAACGCCGGCACAGAAAGUGAAGAUCCACACACCGAUGACAAUGUCGCCGGCACAGAAAGUGAAGAUCCACACACCGAUGACAAUGUCGCAACCGAGAUAGGAACUGUCAACCGUCGCCAACCAGGCUCAGUAGGGAUCACACGAUCCCCAUCCUCUAAAGGGGCGAAAACCGUGCAGCAAGCAGCAAGCAAAAAAGAUACGAGCAUAUUUUGGCCUCCACCCACCACAGAAGACCAUGUCUCCUUAUGCAGUGACGAGCGGGAUGCUCCAAAUCUCCAACAAGAGCCAUACCGGACAGGAGGCACCUCUGAAUA
This is a messenger RNA of Opisthorchis viverrini, 606 nucleotides long. RefSeq lists its product as hypothetical. Lineage: Eukaryota; Metazoa; Platyhelminthes; Trematoda; Opisthorchiida; Opisthorchiidae. The annotation marks the transcript as partial. The transcript has 7 exons. The record is from RefSeq and is a predicted model, not a curated record.